This is a messenger RNA of Melanotaenia boesemani (Boeseman's rainbowfish), 1345 nucleotides long. RefSeq names its product troponin T type 2a (cardiac) (gene tnnt2a). Gene Ontology annotation, cellular component: troponin complex. The record is from RefSeq and is a predicted model, not a curated record. Bases 254 to 1123 code for a protein of 289 amino acids. The transcript has 16 exons. Gene Ontology annotation, molecular function: troponin C binding; tropomyosin binding; troponin I binding. NCBI's taxonomy places the organism in Eukaryota, Metazoa, Chordata, Actinopteri, Atheriniformes, Melanotaeniidae. Gene Ontology annotation, biological process: regulation of muscle contraction; cardiac muscle contraction; sarcomere organization.
GCACACUGUAGCCUUUUUAGGAAAUGGCGAUAAUAGAGAGUACAUGGUAUCUUAAGUUAUUAAUAACACAACAAGAGGGUCCUAAAGCCUCUUUCCAGCAUCACAGUCAGAUCCUUUACCCUCUGAUACUCACCUCACAUUCCCAUCAGUGAAACCAAGCAGCUCUCCUUUGCUGAAACUCCCUCAGUCUGUCCAUCAGCUCUCUUUCUGAAUCACUCCAUCGGAUCCCCAGCUCACCUGAACCUGCACUACCAUGUCGGACAACGAGGAAGUGGUGGAGGAGUAUGAGGAGGAGGUGGAAGACGAGGUGGAGGCGGCUGAAGCAGGGGCAGAGGAGGAUGUGCAGGAGGAGGAAGCUGAGGAAGAGGCUGAACAAGAUGAAGACAAACCUGCUGCAGAGAAGGGGGAAAAUGAAGAACAAGAUGGAGAAGGAGAGGCAGAGGAGGGGGAAGAGGAGGAGGCCAAACCAAAAUUCAAGCCUUUUAUCAUGCCAAACCUCAUCCCUCCUAAGAUCCCAGAUGGAGAGAAGGUGGAUUUUGAUGAUAUACAUCGUAAAAGGAUGGAGAAAGACCUGAUGGAGCUUCAGACUUUGAUUGAGGUUCAUUUUGAAAGCAGAAAAAAAGAAGAAGAGGAGCUCAUUAGUCUCAAAGACAGGAUUGAGAAGCGCCGUUCUGAGCGAGCAGAGCAGCACAGGAUCCGCAGUGAGAGGGAGAAAGAGCGUCAGAAACGUCUUGAAGACGAGAGAGCUCGUAAGGAGGAGGAGGAGGCCAAGAGGAAGGCAGAAGAUGAUGCAAAGAAGAAGAAAACCCUUACCAGCCUCCACUUUGGAGGCUACAUGCAGAAGCUAACAGAGAAACGAAGUGGUAAGAGGCAGACAGAGAGAGAGAAGAAGAAGAAGAUCCUGAAUGAAAGACGCAAAUCUCUGGACAUUGAAAAUUUGAAUCAGGAAGGUCUCAAGUCAAAAGCUAAGGAGCUGUGGGAGUGGAUGAAUGAACUGGAGGCCGAGAAAUUUGAACUGCAGUACCAAUUCACAAGGCAAAAAUAUGAGAUUAAAGUGCUGAGAAACCGUGUGAGCGACCAUCAGAAAACAUCUAAAAGGACCAAGAGAGGCCUGAGGAAAUAGAUGCUAUCAUUGCCAAGAGAGCAGUGUGAUCACCUCCCUUCGACAGCUGUCACUGCAAACAAAGACCUAGCUUUCACAUUACACCCAGGUCCUAUGUAAUUCUCUUAAAAACCCCCACCUUAAUUUCCAUUCAAAUAUGAUAUGUUGUUUUACAUUAUUCUGUUGUUUUGAUUCCCAUCCUUUGGCAUCAGAAUAAGUGUUUAAGGGUAUAAAUAAAAUUAU